Messenger RNA from Artibeus jamaicensis (Jamaican fruit-eating bat), 1089 nucleotides. It is a transcript of the gene FIGLA, whose product is annotated as folliculogenesis specific bHLH transcription factor. Bases 1 to 675 code for a protein of 224 amino acids. The record is from RefSeq and is a predicted model, not a curated record. NCBI's taxonomy places the organism in Eukaryota, Metazoa, Chordata, Mammalia, Chiroptera, Phyllostomidae. Gene Ontology annotation, biological process: developmental process; regulation of transcription by RNA polymerase II. Gene Ontology annotation, molecular function: RNA polymerase II transcription regulatory region sequence-specific DNA binding; DNA-binding transcription factor activity, RNA polymerase II-specific; protein dimerization activity. The transcript has 3 exons.
AUGGACCCCUUGCCGGGCUUCGUGGUCGCCUCGCCCGCGGAGGUGCUGGAGGACGUGCUGCGGGAGCAGUUCGGGCCGCUGCCCCAGCUGGCCGCUAUCUGCCGGCUCAAGCGGCUGCCCUCGGGCGGCUACUCGUCCACCGAGGACCUGCAGUUGGUGCUGGAGCGGCGGCGCGUGGCCAACGCCAAGGAGCGCGAGCGGAUAAAAAACCUCAACCGUGGUUUUGCCAAAUUGAAGACGCUGGUGCCAUUUCUUCCUCAAAGCAGGAAGCCUAGCAAAGUUGAUAUCCUUAAAGGUGCAACUGAAUACAUACAAGUUCUCAGUGAUGUUUUGGAAGGAGCCAAAGACUCUGAGAAACAAGACUCAGAGCAUCAGAGUUAUAUGAACAAUGCUCCUGAACCACAUAGAUCCUUGGCAAACGAGCUGUUGAGAAACAACACCCAACACGCAAGCUGCGCUGUGGGCUCGAAGAGCGAGGAGACAGGGCCCUGGGCAGACGGUGGCAGCGGUGAGUCAGCAUAUGCUUGUUGCCAGUGCUUGAUGUCUGCAACUGGAGUUACCUCCCCAACCAGGAGUCUGGUAAAGUGUUUCUUUUCAAGUUGCAAUAUAGAUGUCAAGAAAAACCUCAAAGUGCUUCCCUUGAGGUGUGUGCUUAUUUUCCAUGCUGAGCCGUGAUUGAAACGACAUCAUUUUGUGGCAGCACCUAGGUGGGAGGGGAGUUUGCUAGUUCCGAAGAUCUAUUAUUAUGUCUCCAGAUUAACUGGUAACAGCUGAAGGGGUAGGCAACUUUUCCAGAAUCAUGUAACAUAGAUUAAGCUUAUUUUUAUGACCCUAGUUAAUGCAUCAAAAGGUUUUUUGGAUUCUGAGGUCUGUAGAAAAAGAAAUAAGUACCAACUGGAUUACCACACAUAAAGCCGCUUGGUGAUAAUUGUACAAACAUGCACAUGCACACAUUCACACACACACUUGUGUGUGGGCACACACACACUUUUAAAAUAAUUGGCCUCAUUAGAAAACAGCAUUUUGUAAGUAAUAACAAAGGAGUUUAUUGUAACAGCUCUCAUUACUCUGCCAAGCUGACAAAGCCAC